AUGCCAAAUCUGUCUAGAACUCCACUUGUCGUUAUGAAGACAGCACUCGUGUUUCUGCUGGCAGUGUCACUGUCACAGUGUAAACUGCCCUUAACCUUCCUCAAAUUUCAAGCAACACAGUUUCUCAAAAUUAGUAACACCAGCGCAAACUGCGCGACAGAUUUGUCGCUCCUAAUUUCAGAUCUGUUUGAUAUGAAAAUGUGGGCACUCAAAAUGUUUGACGCUACUACUAAACUCGACGCCGGUAUCUUAAGCGGAAAUGUGCAUUUUUUCGGCGAUUACGAUCUAUGUGUGUCUAUUAAAGAAGAGACGAAAACAAGAACUGUCGAAGGAAAAUACUGUUCAGCCAUUAUAACUCUCAACACGUCUUUUGCCGAAGUUCAUCGGCAAAUGCCCAAGUUGAAAAAUUGGGAGAAAACGAUUUUUACAAUGCUUCUACCGGGAGAAUCGAAUGAUGUCCAAGGCAUAGGUGGUUUUAUAGGAAUUUGUGUACCAAAGUCUUGUACGUUAGGAGAUUUAGAAACUCUGACAGGCCACGUGGAAAGCAAAUUUAAAAUACCAAUACAUCUAUCUUUUCGGGAAGAACUAUGCUUGUAUAAAAACAAAUCGGCUAAGAUCAACAAACUAGAUUUAUUAGCAUACUGUAUCUUUAUAUUCAUCGGUGUCGUACUUGUUGCAAGCACCUUCUACGACGUUUAUCUACAGGGUUCGGGGAUUUUUAUGAUUUUCUCAGUGCACACCAACCUGAAGAAAGCUUUGCAUCAAGCGGAGAACAAAAACUUGAGUUGUCUCAAUGGAAUAAAAGUAAUAAGUUGCUUAUGGGUUAUAUACGGCCACACAGCCUUAAUAGGCUCCAUAAUCGCAAAGAAUUUGGUUCAUCGGUUGACAGAGUGGAAGUAUUGGCGUAGUAGUAUCUUUGCGUGCUCCGGGCAUUAUGGCGUUGAUACAUUUUUCAUGCUUAGCGGGCUACUGGUAAGUUAUGGGUAUUUAAAAAAUUCACAGAAGUUGUCCACGAGUUUAAUCGCGUUCUACUUUAAAAGAUUAAGCAGACUUUUCCCAACUGUGGUAAUCGUAGUUAUUAUCCAGACAAGUCUGUUAAAGCUUUUCAUAGACGGACCCUACGGGCAUCUGUUUUUGGAUCUCUUCAUCGAGAAAUGCUACGACAACUGGCCUAGUAUCGUAUUUUUCACUUUUAAUUUUAUGAGAGACUUCAAGUGUGCCAUCAACCACCUGUGGUACUUGUCAAGUGAUACCCAAAUGUAUCUUCUCUCUCCUGCAUUUUUGUUCUUUAUCAGAAAACACCCCAGAAAGGUUAUUGCAGGCAUGGGUGUUACGUUCUUGUUCGCCGUUGGCUACAGUGUAGCUGUUACGUUUAUGAAGAAGCUUGGGUUCACAUACUACGAUUGGAGUAAUGAGUUUGCCUAUUACCUUUCAUUUUCGACAAUCAAUCACUUACCGUCUUGGCUAAUAGGAGUCUUCUGUGGUUAUCUGCUCCAAUUUCAAAACGUCCAAAUUCCGAAAAAAUUGAACAUUUUUCUUUUGUUCGUGUCCUUUUUGUCUAUGAUAUUACUAAUAAUGAAUCAGUUAUCGCUUCUGGAGGGAGAGUACAACGUUUACCGUUUCGCUGUCUGGAACGGUUUAGCUCGGCCAGCGUGGUCUUCAGCCUUAGCGUAUAUAAUAUUUAGCUGUGCGACUGGAUACGGAGGAAUAAUCAAUUCCUUUCUUUCUCAUUAUGUGUUCAAUGUUUUAAGCAAACUUACAUUUGGUAUGUAUCUGGUACAUGUUGGAAUGAUUUUGGUAAUCAUCGGCAACAGUAGGCAGGGCUUGUUGUUCAACAAUCGCCAACUUCUACUUUAUUUUGGCGAAAUGUGCGCUUGCAGUUUACCCUUCGCCCUCCUUGUGCAUCUCACAUUUGAGGCACCUUUGUCAUCCCUGAAGGAUUAUACGUCGAAAGGACAAAAGGUGUUGGCCGAUAAGACUAACUAAAACGAUAUUCCUUAUUCAUUAACUUUGUAACU
Zophobas morio is the source of this 2018-nucleotide messenger RNA. Its product is annotated as nose resistant to fluoxetine protein 6-like. Bases 1 to 1986 code for a protein of 661 amino acids. The record is from RefSeq and is a predicted model, not a curated record. Lineage: Eukaryota; Metazoa; Arthropoda; Insecta; Coleoptera; Tenebrionidae. Gene Ontology annotation, molecular function: acyltransferase activity, transferring groups other than amino-acyl groups. The transcript is spliced from 11 exons.